This is a messenger RNA of Xyrauchen texanus (razorback sucker), 337 nucleotides long. RefSeq names its product BEN domain-containing protein 6-like. Gene Ontology annotation, biological process: positive regulation of neuron differentiation; negative regulation of Notch signaling pathway. Gene Ontology annotation, cellular component: nucleus. Bases 19 to 264 code for a protein of 81 amino acids. The record is from RefSeq and is a predicted model, not a curated record. The transcript is spliced from 3 exons. Gene Ontology annotation, molecular function: transcription corepressor activity; DNA binding; ubiquitin binding. Lineage: Eukaryota; Metazoa; Chordata; Actinopteri; Cypriniformes; Catostomidae.
GGCACAUCAUCUUCUGCCAUGGUAAAAGAUCUGGCGGUGGCAGUGUUUGGGAGAGACACGUUGGCCACACAUGGGCUGUCUGGAAGAGCUGGCAAUGCUAACAAAGACGCUAUAGCAAAGCCAGCUCUUGACCAGGACAAAGUUGUGCAGAUCCUAGACACAGUACAGAAAAAAUUUCCGGAUGUUCCAAAAAAGUUCAUCAGGGCAGCACUAAGAGAGAAGUUGAAUGAUGAGCACAAGUUACGAGUAAGGAAAACAGUGUAGAGGCUUCAUUUGACUGAUAGAGCAACAUUUGGCUGCAUGCAUGUGAAUUGGACUCCGCUUCUCUCUGCUCUGC